Molecule: messenger RNA, 7055 nt
Organism: Arvicola amphibius (Eurasian water vole)
Lineage: Eukaryota; Metazoa; Chordata; Mammalia; Rodentia; Cricetidae
Gene: Znf329
Product: zinc finger protein 329
Exons: 2
Coding region: 228-1796 (522 amino acids)
Biological process (GO): regulation of transcription by RNA polymerase II
Cellular component (GO): nucleus
Molecular function (GO): DNA-binding transcription activator activity, RNA polymerase II-specific; RNA polymerase II cis-regulatory region sequence-specific DNA binding
Source: RefSeq, a predicted model, not a curated record
CGUCUGCGUCGGGUUUCACGGAGGCCGUGGGCAUUUCGGGCUCACCGGGAGGGUGUGGCCGGGAUGCUGCUGUCCUCGCGGGUGUGCACGCCCCCCGUGGGAGAGGUCCGUCCCUUUCUGGCUGCUGUGAACGCUCCUCCGCGCUGCUAUCGUAUGGAACAUGAGACUGAAGAAUAAUAGCUCAGAAUGUUUCUGAAGAAGAAGAAGAAGUUUCCUUUGAGGUAGAAAUGGAAGGAUUUAAAAGAGAGAGAUUCUGCUUCCCCAUUUUAGGUGACAAUUGGGACUGUGAGAACCAGGAAAGAAAUAUGAGGCAGUCUCCUUUAAUUGAUGAGAAAACAGGGGUUCAGGAAGCAAAUUGUGAUGAUCUUGGUGUUGAGGAGCAUUUGAAUACAAAUCCAGCCCUUCUAGAAUCUCAGAGAGUUCCUACAACAAAUGGCUUUCAUGUUCAUAACUCAGAUGUUAAAACUUUUGAUUGUGAUCAAACCUUACAUAGUUGUCCCCAGAGUUAUACAGCUAAGGAAACUGGUGAUGGUGAUGCUUGUGAAAAAGCCAUCCAUCCUUCCGUGGAAGUCACUCAACUUGCAAGAAACCAAAUGAAAGACAAACCCUAUAAAUACACAGAAAGUAUUAAAUCUCUAAACCACUUUACUACUCCCCUUUGUGACAAAAAAAUUAAGAAAAGAAGCAAAAAAUUUUACAAAGGUAAGGACUUUGGGGACAUUCUGGCCCUGAACUCAUCUCUUAAUGAAAAAAGAAGUCAUUCCAUUGAGAAACCCUUUAAAUGCACUGAAUGUGGCAAAUGCUUCAAACGGAACUCUUCUCUUGUUUUACACCAUCGAACUCACACUGGUGAGAAACCUUAUACCUGUGAUGAUUGUGGAAAAUCAUUCUCCAAGAACUACAACUUGAUUGUACAUAGAAGGAUUCAUACAGGAGAGAAACCCUAUAAAUGCAGUAAAUGUGGGAAAGCAUUUAGUGAUGGAUCAGCUCUGACACAACACCAGAGGAUUCACACAGGUGAGAAGCCUUAUGCCUGUCUAGAAUGUGGAAAAACUUUCAACAGAAAUUCAUCCCUGAUUUUGCAUCAAAGAACUCAUACAGGGGAAAAGCCGUAUAGGUGUAAUGAAUGUGGGAAACCCUUCACUGACAUCUCUCACCUUACUGUACAUCUACGAAUCCACACCGGCGAGAAGCCGUAUGAGUGUAGCAGAUGUGGAAAGGCUUUCCGAGAUGGCUCAUACCUCACUCAGCACGAGAGGACACACACUGGAGAGAAGCCUUUUGAAUGUGUAGAGUGUGGGAAAUCCUUCAAUCGCAAUUCUCACCUCAUUGUGCAUCAGAAAAUUCAUUCUGGGGAGAAACCCUAUGAAUGUAAAGAGUGUGGGAAAACGUUCAUUGAGAGUGCGUACCUCAUCAGGCAUCAGAGAAUUCACACUGGUGAGAAGCCCUAUGGUUGUAACCAGUGUCGUAAACUCUUCAGGAAUAUUGCUGGACUUAUCCGGCACCAGAGGAUUCAUACUGGUGAAAGGCCUUAUGAGUGUAAUCAGUGUGGUAAAGCUUUUAGGGAUAGUUCCUGUCUGACCAAGCACCAGAGAAUUCACACUAAGGAGACUCCAUACCAGUGUCUGAAGUGUGGAAAGUCCUUCAGGCAGAACACUCACUUGGUAGUACACCAGCGACUCCAUAACAGGGAGGGUCCCAGCCAGUGUCCUCAAUGUGGGAAAAUAUUUAGAAGAAGCUGGUGUCUUGUCCGACAUCAGAGAACACACCUUGAAGAGCAGUCCGUGGAAGCAUAAUUAAUGUUGGCCAAACUUUUCUUGAAUGAACAAAGGAGAGGUGUCUUCAGAUAUGACUUACCUUGUUAACACAAAAGAAUUUGAGUAUGAAAUAUUCCAUAAUUCUGUUAUUAGGGAAACUCCUGAAGAGAGGGUUGAGUGGUAAUCAGUGUAGAAAAGGCUUCAGGGAUGAUUCAGCCUUAUUAAACAUGUAGUGCAGAUACUGAAGCAGAGCACCUGGAAGUGAGGAAGGUAUUUCCCUAGAGAGACCCAUCUACCUUUACAUCAGGUUCCUUAACUGGAAAGAACCUGUGAAUGCAUUCAGUACGUAAUCAAUAGGAGACAUCCUUAAUAAUGAGUAUCAUCUUAUUGUAUAUAGGCAAGUGCUUAGUAGACUCCAAGCUUGUAAGUGUAAUUAGGAAGAAUGCUUUUGUCAGGAGUUUUUUUUACUGUCUUUCCUGUUUCAGCAAAGGCAUAGUGAUGAGAGAUCUCGCACACAUCCCACGACAGCCACAGUAUACAGUUGAAUUUGCUGUUCGAAUGCACUUGUGUUUCAUAGUGCUGCCAGAACACUGAGGACUCAUUUAGUGAGCUGAAACUGGACGUAGGAGUUGUUUGUAAUUGAAAUGAAGUUUUCCCCUUUAAGACUAAAGUGCUCUCCAGAUGGAAAGGGCUGCUUCUAAGAAAUAAUAUCCAUUGCUUUAGUUGUUGAACAAGCAAACAUUGAGUUGUAAUAUUUCAGUUACCACUCGCCUUCACCACUGAUGAUCAUUUAGGACACUGAUUUGUUUAAAGUUAAGGUCAUUUGAAGCACAAUCUAAAGGUUUUGUUGCAAUACUAAAAAUGCUUAGAUCAUUACAAAAGAAGGCAUAAAAUAGAUUUAUUAUUAUUACAGUCAUGUUAAGAGUAUUCAUAUUAGGUUAGCAGUGGGUGAUGUAAAAAAAAUUAAUGGCUUUCUUAGGAGACUACAUUUGUAUAAUUUUUCCUUGUUAUACAUUUUUAUAUAACUGAUAGUGUAUAUAAAAGUGAAGCUAAAAGGAAAGGUAUUUGGUAUUUUUCAUGGACCUUUACCAGUGAAUAGAGGCCAGAGAUACUGUUAGACAUUAUAAAGGCUAGAUCAUGGUUACACGAAGCUGUAAGCAUCUACAGAUGUAUAUAGACAGAACUUUCUCUGGAAUCAGCACAUCCUGAGCCUAGAAUCAUUUCUUCUGGAGCUUGUAUUAUGAAGAUUAUGGCAUUGUGGAGGGAGAGGCUUAUCAGUCUGAGGAUAGGGAGGAGAAAGUUAAAGAAAAUUCUGGAAUAAUCCUAGCAUGUCCUUUCUCAGUGCACUGCUGGCUAAAUGAAAGCUAGACAAUUGGUUGACAGCUUCAAAGUCCUGUGAGCUGAUCUGGUAAUAUUGAAUUGAUCCUAUAUUUUCUGGUUCCUAUGGAGGGAGACUCAUAAGUCUAUUUUGAGAUGAUUAAAGCUGUUGAGUAGAUUGAUAAGGAAGUCAGACAUCUCUGUAUGGCUGCCCUUCUUUGACAGGAAGAACGGUCACACGAUGGGGAUGGAGAGAUGGUGGUUAAGAGCACUUGUUAUGCGUGCAGAGGACCUUGGUUUGGUUUCUUGCACCACAAGGUGGAAAAGCUAUUGGUGCCUAGUAGAUAGAGGCCAAAGACACUGUUAGACUCUUACAAAGAUAACCCUUGGAACAGUUAGUUCAUCUCAGAAUAUUAAGAGUGCUGAGAUUGAGUUAUAUAAUUUCUUUUGUAUACUUUUCAACCUCAUCAUUUGAAAAAUUGGUCUCAUGUUCCCAUGAGAGAUACAGUCAUUUAUAACUUACAGAUCGUCUCUAUAUAGCAGUGGUUCUCAACCUUCCUACUGCUGAGACUCUUUAAUGCAGUUCCUCAUGUUGUGGUGACUCCCAACCAUAAAAUUAUUUUCAUUGCUACUUCAUAACUAUAAUUUUGUUACUGUUAGGAAUUGUAAUGUAAAGAUCUGGUUUCCAGUGGUCUUAGGUAACCCCUCGGCUGUUUAACCCCCAGGGGUCAUGACACACAGGUUGAGAACUGCUGCCGUAUAGGGUUAGACGUCUCAGUAAGACAUGAAAACUCCUAGUGGACUCACUCAAGGGCUGGACACUUGGUGUCUGUUACUGUCAAGUAAAACGUGAAUGUGCCACAGUGUUAAUGUUAGCAGUGUCCUUGCUUUUUGAGUCUGCAUUCUAGAUUCUGGAAUAGGAAAUUAGCACCAGACCAGCUAUGGCCUGAGGGCACGCACCCCAAGGAGGAGGUGUCAGCUAUGAAUUGGAGUGAGUCCACAUGGGGUUUGUGUGAAGUGUGAAUUGUUUCCCCUUGCUCUUUUCUAAAAUUAGUUUUCUCAAGUGACCAAGAAUAAUUAUUGUAAUGAAAAUAACUACUCUAUAGAAGAUGGAUACUUCUGACUAAAGAGGGAAAGGUGAGAUUUGAAUUGGGAGAGUUCCAGCUGAUUUCUAGUGCAGCCUGGGCGACUGUUGAUGUUAGGCCUGAGUGGCUUGGAGUAGGACAGAGAGGAGACUCCCCUGGACUAUCAAGAUGAGCCCCAUUUAAUCACCCAGGCCCUUAAUAGGCAGCGAACGUUGGCUGGAAUCAGAUGUAGAAAGUGAAGGUAGAGUAUUUCAAAGAAUGAACAUUUACUUUACUUUUUCUGUCUUUGAUGAGCUUUUAAUUUACUCGUUUCUGGCUUUAAUGCUGGAAUGUCCACAAUGUGGGUAGCUUCUGAAAGUCAGAGAGGCAAGAAAAUGGAUUCUCCCCUAGAAGGACCUAUUCCUGUUCUUCCUAUUCGUAUUAGUCUAGUGUAAGCGAAUUGAUUCCAGUCUUAAAUGGAGAGAAGAGGUGUGUGGUUUUAAGCCACAGUGUUUGUGAUAAUUUAUUGUAUUAUCUAUAGGUGGUGUCCCUCACUAGUUCUUUUAGAUGCCUGACAGAAGUGUUUUGUGUGUGUUCUCUUAGCCAGCAAGUUAGUAAACCAACCCCUUCCACUCCAUACCCACAAAAAAAGUUUAAUAAGGAAAAAAAGAAUUCUGUUGGCUCUGGCUUCUGUCCUUUCACUAUUUUAAGAGCCCUGAUUUUUAGUAGUGGUUUAGAGAAUUAAAUCCUAUGAGGUGUGAUGGCACACACCUUUAAUCCUAGCACUUGGGGAGCAGAGACAAGCAGAUCUCUUGUGAAUUAGAGGUCAGCCUCGUCUACCUAAUGAAUUCCAGGACAGCCAAGGCUACAAGUGAGACCCUGACUGAAACAACAAAAAAUAAUAAAUUAAAAAUAAUAAAUUAAAAAAUUAAUAAAUCCUGUGAAUGAGUAGAAAAGAUAAAGAGUAGAUUUCCCAUAAGUUUACUCCCACCCACCCCCACUGACUUGGGUGGCCAAGAAGGUACAUUUCAGCAUCAUAAAGCAUGUCUACAGUCUAAGAAUGCAAUGUCCAGAGCUGAUUUUGGGAGCAUUUAUAAUUACGGCCACUGUUUUAAUAGUUUCCAUUAACCCACGUCAUUUUGAUGCUAAAGUUAUCAGUGCUCAAGUGGCUGGCAGAUUGUUCAUUAGACUGGUCCAACUUCAUGUCUCUCUUAGUUCAGCAGCUGCGUAGAGUACCUGCAGUACUGUCAGAGUUGCUACUAUAGCAGAAAGGUGAACGAGGUGUUUACAAUUGGGCAGGGGAGGAAAACAGGUAUGUAUCAUGUAUCAGGUGGUGGUUGAUGCCUGGGAGAACAAUAAAGCUGAGAAAGACGAUGGGAUGUAUGCGUUGUAUAGAAGUGAUUACAGUUUUGAAAACAGGUCAGAGAAAUCCUCACUGAGAUGAUUCCUAAUGACCUAUCAAAUAUGAGGGAAGGAGCCAGUAGUUACUUAGGGAAGAAAUAUUCUUACAGAGGCAAGAAUAUACUGUAUUUGAGGAACAGCCAGGAGACCAUUGUGAUUAGAAUGGAUGAUAUGAAAUGGGGCCAGGGAUGUAAUAGACAGCCAUUAAUUAAAAUACUGUAGCCAGGCCCAAAAAAAAAUUUUUUUUGAAGACAACUAUGAUAACCUGUCUAAUUGUUGAAGGUACUGUCCCCAAGGAUGUAUUGCACAUCUCCAGCCCUGUGAAGUUAGGCUUGAUCAUUCACUUCCUUUCUCAGUGAAAGGCAGUUGCAUGUGUGACAUGCAAGGGGUCUGAUGUCAUGCAACAAGAGGUUAGGAUUUGGGGAAGAAACCUCCCAUCAUUUCAGUUACAGGCAGGAGCUGUUAAGCCGUAGAUGGAGUUUCUUCAUGAGCAGUAUUUAAAGAAGAGGGUUUAUUGUAGAGGCAGGUGUAGAGAACAAAACUUUGCAAAAAAAAAAAAGAGUUCAUUUGCAAGAAAACAUUUGUGAAAAUAAAUGUUUUCAGAAUUACGAACAAUCAAGUCCAAGCAGAAGAAAGUAACUAAUAUAUAAGUAUAUGCUUGUAUCUAGGCUUGAUAACCACAGACAUUCAGCAUUAAUGGUUAUUUCUGAUAAACUAAUAUUCAAGUUCUGUCUAGUGGCUCUCAGUAUCCUCUCGAGGCUGUUCAGUCCCUCCAUUCUGUAAUUUCAGUACAUUUUUCAUUAACCACAGGAAAGACUUCUGUACCUGUUAGCAUUUUUCUACUCCAAGACCCUGGCAACCACUGAUCUAUUUUCCGCGUGUAUUUGGAAUUCUAUACGUUGCAUGUCCAUAGAAAAAUAAAACAUAUGGCCCUUUGUCACUAAUUCAUUUCAUUUAGUGUUUAUUUUCAAGGUCACUUUGUACUAGGAAUCCUUUUUGUGGCUGAAAAAUAUUUCACCAUAUGAUUAAAACCAUAUUCUUUGUAUUGAUUGAUGGACAUUUCAGCUUGUACUUUUUGACUAUUAAUAAUGUUGUUUUGAACAAAUAUACAAACUCAUGUGCCAAUACGUUUUCAGUACUCUUGGGUAGAUCCUUAGUGGAAUUGCUUGGUCUUUGCCUUUUGAGGAACUGAUGUAAAUAUCACUUGAACCAUUUUAUGUUUCUACAAGUGAUGUAUGACUGCUCUGACUUCUUACCAUGUCCUUACCAAAUUUAUUAUUUUUUUUGUUCUAAUGGUGUAAAGUGUUAUCUUGUGAUUUGGGAAUUUUUUUUAUAUAGUUAAAAUCGAUACCUUAUCCCACAGGUCAGCAUUUUUUCCUGCAAGGGCAACAGCAUUUUAAACUGUGUACUGCACUACUCAACCACAUGUGACUGCAAUGUGGAAGUAGCUUAUUGAUGAUUUGUAAGCAAACCAGUGCGGAUGUGUCCAAUAAAAUUUUACUUAUGGACUCUGAAA